AUUUUUGCUCCCUUCCUCCAGGGACACAACACGGAGCUGUCUCCUGCCACUUUGGAGAAGAGACGGCGGAGAAAGCAGGAGCGGGACCGGAAAAAGAGGAAACGAAGGGAGUUGAGGGCAAAGGAGAAGGUGGCAAAGGCUACGGAGGCUGCCAAGCCACCCCAUGAGCUGUCCCAUGAGCAGCCCCACGAGGAGGUGCAGCCGGGGCUGCUCUUCAAUAAGGUGGAGGUGACCGAGGAGCAAGCAGCCAGCAAGGCCCAGCGCCGGAAGGAGAAGAGGCAGAAGCUGAAGGGGAACCUGGCGCCGCUGACGGGCAGGAACUACCGGCAGCUGCUGGAGCGCCUGCAGGCACGGCAGGCUCGGCUGGAAGAGCUGCGGGACCAGGAUGAGGGGAAGGCACGGGAGCUGGAGAGCAAGAUGCAGUGGACCAACCUGCUGUACAAGGCCGAGGGCGUGCGCAUCCGUGACGACGAGCACCUGCUGCAGGAGGCCCUGAAGCGCAAGGAGAAGCGGCAUGAGCAGCGGAAGCGCAGGUGGGAGAAGCGCACGGCCCAAGUGGUUGAGAAGAUGCAGCAGCGGCAGGACAAGCGGCGGCAGAACCUGCGCAAGAAGAAGGUGGCCCGGGCUGAGCGACGCCUAGAGAAGGCCCGCAAGAAGGGCCGGAUCCUGCCCCAGGACCUGGAGCGGGCUGGCCUGGCGUGAGGGCCUGUAGCCCGGGCGCCCAGACCUUGUCCCUGACCUGGGACUGCGCUCCCACCUCAUGUGACCGCGGCCAGGAGCUCAGUCUUUGUGGUCUAGGCUCCUUGGAAGUGGUGGGGGGUUCCAUGGGCUCACCCUGCAAGCUGGUUGUGAGGGCUCCGCUCCCAUGUAAGAAAGAAAGGGAGCGCUGUUGAGAAUGGAGAAAUAGAUCUUCAGAGCCUGGAAAGAGGUGACCGGGUCCAGGUUCCAGCCUUCUCUUGGGAGGCCGCAGAGCUCCCCAGAAGUUUGCAGGGUGAGGGAUGUGUGGAGGGCGUGAAGGUUCUGGUGGGGGCACUUCACUGGCUCCUUCUUCUUCUCCUGGCUUGACAGGAGCCGGGAAAGAAUGGCCUUUGGGACUAUCCAGGUCAGUCUAAAACUCACCUGGAAAGAAGGAAACUCAAAACUGCUGUAGCCCAGUCCAAGGUGGCAUUGGCCUCAGGUGACUGGCAGAGGGUGGAGCCAACCUUGGGUGUGACUGGGAGGGAGUUAUCCUGAGUUGAUUUGUAAGAGGAGCAAAAAUUAGAGCUUAAGGUAAACACCCGCCUGAAAAGAGUUAAGAUGCCUGCUGGAGGCUGCCUCAGGGGCUCAGUGAUUCAAGCGCACCUGACUCUUGGUUUUGGCUCAGAUCCUGAUCUCAGGGUCUUCUGAUGGAGCCCCACAUCAGGCUCCACCCUUAGCGUGGAGUCUGCUUGAAAUUCUGUCUUGCUUUCCCUCUGCUCUUCCCGCUCCUGCUGUUUCUCUAAAAUAAAUCUUUAGUGGAAAAAAAGAGAUGCGGGUUGGAAGUUCAGCACAGUGUGCGCCAUGCUGGGAGGAAGGGGGAGACGGGGUGGGCUGGAGGACGUCAGUCCAGGAGAAGGCAGGAGACAAGGAAGGCUAGAAGCUAGGACUCAGUGAGGCGAUGGAAGAUGCCCAGUGAGGGGGUGGAAUUCCACGCACACCUGCGGGCAGGCAGACCCGCUGCAGACGCACAGGACCCCGGGGGGGAUUUCAUGGCUCCUGAGUAAUAAUUCAGUAAAGCCGUCAAUAACUGUUUUGACUGAGUUCCAGUUAAGAAACACACUGUAACAGAAAGGCUGGCGUGGCUGUACCGGACAGAGUGGACCUGAGGAUAAACAGCACUGCGGAGGGGAAAGUAGAUCACUGCGGGAUGGAGGGGCUCCGCGCCCCCUGCAGGCAGAGCGAUUCUGACGCCCCCAGUGAUGGAGCUGCAAGUCUCCCAGGGGAAAUCUGCUCACAGACAAGAGCAGAGGAUUUCUGGUGCCUCUCUUAGGCCUAGAAACACCCGGCAGAACUCCGGUGGAUACGGAAGGUCUAGAUGAGAGUUGAUGAGCUUGUCUAAGGACACAGAGCGGUGUGUCUGGAAACAAGGUGCAGACUCUCCACCCGCAUCUGGAGCAGCAACGAGAACUGACCGCCUGGUCCAUGAAGCAAGGUUUCCGUUUCAAGGAAUCGGUGUCCUACCAGGGGUGUUGUCUGGCCGCGGCAUGAUCUAGUUGUUAGAGUUGAGGCGUGAUUGUAGAAGUUUCAUAUUCAGAAGUUUAAAAACAUAUUUCUGAGUUACCUGUGUGUCAUUGUGGGAGAUGGAGCCUAACUCCCAAGUGUCAGCACUGAAAAUGCCCUGAAUCACCCUCUCGGCCUCCCCAGGCCUGGCCAGUCACCCCCUCCUUGGCCCAGAGCUUCGGGGCUGCUGGUGUGCAGGGCAGGGCGGCACAUGAUGUGUUCUGGGGUAGGGGGGCAACACAAGCAGCUCAUCCAGGGGCAUUAGUGGACAAUAGCACAUGGACAAUAGAGAAGAAAACAUUUCCAGAACCAAAUGGUGGUAGGCCCCAGUUUCAAAGGUACCCCCCGCUCGGGCAGAGGGAAGCGGAUGAAGAUUGCCCUAACCAGAACCCCUCCUGCACAGGAACUGGGGUUCCAACAGUCCCAAAGAUCGUGGUAGUAUGAAAAGUAAUACAGGGAAAGUUCACUAAAACAGAGUCAGGAGGCCAGAAAGAGGAGCUCUUGUGCACUGUGUCACCCAGAGUCAGUUCCAGAAAGAACCAUCACACACCCCAGCAGAAGUAUCCUCCACAGGAGAGAAUCAGGACUACAGACCCAACAGAAGGAUGGACGCUUCAUCUCCUGUGAGAAAUCCACGACUCCAGCAACUCAGCCAGUGAGAAACUGCCCUCGCCCUGAACUCCUGCUCUUGCCCAGUGGACUUCGGUUCAGGACAGCCCCUUCUAACUUUCUCCUCAUAAAAUAACACUUCUUUCUUUGUUGGAGUUGUCUGUGGUUUUACUUAGCUUGUAUGUCCCGAAUUGCAAUUCUCUGCUAUUCCCGAAUAAACCCAUUUUGUUGGUCAAGUACCGGCGGUUUUAA
Messenger RNA from Leptonychotes weddellii (Weddell seal), 3099 nucleotides. NCBI's taxonomy places the organism in Eukaryota, Metazoa, Chordata, Mammalia, Carnivora, Phocidae. The record is from RefSeq and is a predicted model, not a curated record.